CCAUCUCUCUCCCUCUCUCUUCUCUCGCUCUCUCUCUUCUCUCUCUCUCUCUCGGACGCGCUCUCCCGGUAGCACUUUGCUUUUGCACUUUGCCGUCCCGUCGAGUGAUCCCAAGCAUCCCGCAAGAUGACCAUCAACACCCUGGCUAAAGGAGGGUGUCAUCGGGAGCAAAUGGCAUGCUUUCGAAAGAUGGAGAAAGUGAUAGUGGCCAUGCAGGACCCUGACAUGGGCAUGAAGAUGAGAAACCAGAGGCUUCUUAUAACUGUCAUUCCACACGCCAUGACAGGCCAUGAUAUAAUUGCCUGGUUGACACACAAAUACAGAAUCAGCGAGGAGGAGGCUCUGCACCUUGGCAACAUGCUGGUGAAAUAUGGAUAUAUUUACCCCCUCAAAGAGCCGAGGUGCCUUGUGCUACGGCCCGAUGAGUCACCCUACCGCUUCCAGACUCCUUAUUUCUGGACUAGUACCAGGUGGCCCGCAUCAGAGCUGGACUAUGCAAUCUAUCUGGCUAAAAAGAAUAUAAGAAAACAAGGCGAACUGAUGGAAUAUGAGAAGGAAAGGUACAGUCUGUUGCACAAGAGGAUCAACCACACCUGGGACUUUGUUGUGAUGCAAGCCAGAGAGCAACUCAGAGCGUCCAAACAGAGGCGGAAGGCUGACCGCAUUGUUCUGGAGUGUCAGGAGCAGGCUUACUGGCUCAUCAACAGACCCCCGCCUGGGGUUAAUAACGUGUUGGACACAGGCUUGGAGCGACCAAAUAACUUCAGCUGCAGAGUCACACUGAACAGUGACUACUACAAAAGAGAGAUUGAAGCCUGUAGAAAGGCUCUUGGAAGAAACCGUGUAAAAUCAUCCAUCUGCCUAGAAGGUUUUCUGAAAUACAGCGAGCAGUACCUGAACCACGAUCCUAUUAUGCAAGGCUGCCUGCCCAGUAACCCCUGGAUCUCUGAUGACACCGCGCACUGGACGAUGAAUGCAGAAAUAGUGCCGGUCCCGACGCGUCUACGAGUAGAACGCUGGAGCUUCAGCUUCAUGGAGCUCCUCAACGAUGCCAUGGGGAGGAGGGAGUUCAUGACCUACCUGGAGAAGGAAUUCAGUGCGGAGAACCUGUAUUUCUGGCAGGCGUGUGAGGAUAUCAGACAUGGAGAAAGCUCCAAAAUCGUAGAGAAAGUGGAAGACGUCUACAAGAAUUUCCUGGCUCCUGGAGCGGCCCGCUGGGUCAACAUCGACAGCAAGACAAUGGAUAAAACCUUAGAGGGGAUUAAACGGCCGCACCGCUUUGUCAUGGACGACGCGCAGAUGCACAUUUACUUCCUCAUGAAGAAGGACUCCUACCCAAGGUAUCUCAAAUCUGACCUGUACAAGAACAUGCUGGCCAAAGCCAUCGUCCCCCAGGAAACCAAGAAAAGUGUGUUCCCCUUCAUGAGACGCCAGAGGCACUCUAGCCCCUCCCCUGCUCAGACUGCCACCCAGGCAGCAGAGGAAGAAGGCCUUGCCAAGGGGGCAGGUGCCAACUCUGCAGCUGGCUCGCAUUUCUGAUCCAGGCCAAAAAAAAGAACCCAAAAAAGACUCGGUCACUUUACUCUCCAUUGUCUGAGUUUUUUCUUUAAAGUCAAACAGAGCUUCUCGUACACCGCAGCAACAGCACUAGAGCUUUGAGAAACAGGUGUCAUGGCACACCUGAGCAGCAUGACACUGAAGGACGACCAGUGAACCACAGAGAAGAGCUUUUUAUACACCCUUUAUUGUUGCAUCCUCAUCCCAUCACAGUGUGCUGAAUAGUUUUUCCUAUGAUCCCUAUAUCAGGUGUUCUUUUUCUAUAGAAUCCUGAGCCGGUUUAGGUAAAGGCGUCGGUAACAUGAUAUUUCUUCAGAGAUCUGCCUCAGUGUGACUGUGAUUGUUGUGCAGUUUGCUUGUGCAGUUGGAGCUGCACAUUGCGUUUGUCGUUGCGGUUCAGUUUUCUCAAGCAUGCUCUGAACUCAGUAAAAAGUCACAACAGCAGUUAGUGUGGUGCUACGGCCUCAGCCCUGCAUGCUGUGAAUACCUGUGAGAGUGUGUGGAUCAGCGACCAGCUUUUAGAGCACCUUUUCUUUCCUCUUUUUCUACCACACACUGCUAAUCGAUUUCAUGGUUUAAGUUUUUAAAUCCCCAGAAAAAAGUAAAGUAAAAAAAAUAAAUAAACAAACGUUCCCACUGAAAUUUGUACUUCGGUCAUUUAACCCUUCCUAUGGCUACCUGCAGGAGCUUUAAAAGGCUCAUUAUUUGCAUUAUUUAUUGUAACACUUCUGUUGCUUCUACUUCCUUAUAAUUAUAACCGUUCUGUGCUGGCUCCCUCUACUGGCUGCAUGUGACCAAAGCAACACGUUUUCAAGUUUCCUGGAAAAACUACAGCCUGUGAUCCUUUGUGGCAGGUGUGAUCCCCGAGCUGUGAGCACCCUUUUCCUUCUCAGAACAUUUUAUCUGAAGUCUGAAGAUGUGAAAGUAAUGUGUGAAAUAAAAUCUACAUCUUAA
This is a messenger RNA of Pelmatolapia mariae (spotted tilapia), 2511 nucleotides long. RefSeq names its product regulator of G protein signaling 11 (gene rgs11). The record is from RefSeq and is a predicted model, not a curated record. Gene Ontology annotation, cellular component: plasma membrane; cytoplasm; neuron projection. Gene Ontology annotation, biological process: positive regulation of GTPase activity; regulation of G protein-coupled receptor signaling pathway; intracellular signal transduction. The transcript has 17 exons. The coding region runs from base 127 to 1539 and encodes 470 amino acids. NCBI's taxonomy places the organism in Eukaryota, Metazoa, Chordata, Actinopteri, Cichliformes, Cichlidae. Gene Ontology annotation, molecular function: GTPase activator activity.